CAUUAUGACAAGUAUGCCACCUUUCUCCCCAUUUCCCCCACUUUUUAUUGUGACCAACCAGCUAAAGUCCAGGAAGAGAUUGACCGUGUGGUUGGCAGGCACCGCAGCCCCUGCAUGCAAGACAGGAGCCACAUGCCCUAUACAGAUGCUGUGAUUCAUGAGAUCCAGAGAUUCAUUGACUUCAUCCCCAAUAACCUUCCUCAUGCAGUGACCUGUGACACUAAAUUCAGGAAUUACCUCAUCCCCAAGGGAACUACAGUAAUAACAUCACUGUCAUCAGUGCUGUAUGACAACAAGGAGUUUCCCAACCCAGAGACGUUUGACCCUAGCCACUUUCUAAAUGGGAAUGGAAACUUUAAGAAAAGUGAUCACUUCAUGCCUUUUUCAACAGGAAAACGGGUUUGUGCUGGAGAGGGCCUAGCCCGCAUGGAGCUGUUUCUAUUCCUGACAACCAUUUUACAGAACUUCAAACUGAAAUCUCUGGUCCACCCAAAAGACAUUGAUAUUACCCCAGUGCUGAAUGGAUUUGCCUCUCUGCCACCCCCUUACCAGCUCUGCUUCAUUCCUCUCUAAAGAGAUCAGAUUUUCUGGCCCCUGCUGUGAUGCCUUCUACAAUCAUCUCAGGUCUUUAACCACAUCCCUCCCUAUCAGGGAUAUGGUAUCCUUCAUCCUGGCUUACAGAACCCAAUUCUCUCAAGACCCAGCAAACACAUGCAGUUUCUGGAGUUAUAGUACAAAUGCACUUGUAUUUUCUCUUUUAUAUAACAGUUGUCUGAUUCUUUGUGCUUAUGUGUAUCCAUUCUUGAGUUAAAAUAAAGCUUCACUGUAAAAAAUAA
Mus caroli (Ryukyu mouse) is the source of this 836-nucleotide messenger RNA. NCBI's taxonomy places the organism in Eukaryota, Metazoa, Chordata, Mammalia, Rodentia, Muridae. The record is from RefSeq and is a predicted model, not a curated record.